AUGAAACAGAAUAGUUUUAAAAGGGUAGGAGAUUAUAUUAUAGAUACAACUAAUCCAUUAGGUAGUGGUAAUUACGGAAGUGUUUACAGAGGCAGUUUAUAUUCUGAUGAUAGAAAUAUCAUCAAACGAUAAAUGAACACUAUAUACGCUAUUAAGGAAACCCCUCUCUUAAGCAAUAAUGCUGCUGAUUUAAGUCCAAAAAAAAAGAUAGCAAUAAAAGAAAUAAACAAUUUAAAAUAGCUGAAUCACCCACACAUUAUUAAAUUUAUAGAUGCUAAAUAAACUGAUAAAAAUAUUUAUUUGGUUAUGGAAUAUUGCAAUGGUGGAACUCUUGAAAAGCUGAUUAAAGAUAAGAAACCAAAUGAAAAGGAAUGCCUUUAUUAUUUUUCUCAAAUAAUAAGUGCAUUUAAGUAUCUUAUUUAAGAAGUCAAUAUGAUUCACAGAGAUGUGAAACCAGAAAAUAUCUUGAUUCACAAUGACAUGAUUAAGUUAGCUGGUUUUGGUUUCUCAAAGAAAGUUAUGAAUGAUGAAUUAUAAUUUAACACUAUUGCAGUUUCUCCUAUGUUUUCAGCACCUUAAAUUUUAAGAGCUCAAAAAUAUACAUCGAAAGCAGAAAUUUGGAGUUUAGGUGUAACUUUGUACUUCAUGCUUUGCUAUGAAAGUGAGAAGGAUAAACAUUGCUACCCUUGGUAAGCUAAUAGUUAAGUGUAGCUCAAUUAAGAAAUAAAAGAAACAAAAGAAAUUUAAUUUCCAGAAAGCAAAAACCUUAGUUAAAAAGUUAAGGACCUCAUACGUAAAAUGCUUUAGGUAGAAGAAGAAGAUAGAUUAAAUUGGGAAGAGCUUUUCGAUCAUGAAUUAUUUAAAUAUGAAAUCUACAAUGGGCCUAAUCUCUAAGAUAGUAAAAAAUAUUAACCUAUUCUUGAAAUUGGAGCAAAUGAAGAAGACUGCCCAGAUAUGACUCAUAUCUUGAAUAAAAAUUAAUCCAAUAAAGUAGAUAUUGACCGUAUAGAAAAAUUCAUCUUAAUGUAAAUAGAUCUUGCUUUCUUCUUAUAUAAAACAGCAAGUCUCUUUAGAGAAAUAAAACAAUCGGUUUUACCACUCUUCUUGGAUGACUAAGAAAUAAUAAAUAAGCUGUUGUAUGUUCUUUGUAGUAAAAGUAGCUCUAUAUUCAAUCGUUUAAAGUUGAUGUUAGAGCAAGGUAUAAAAAAUUAGUACAACAGUAUUUUAUAGUAAGAGUGGGAAAUAUUCAAAUAGAAUACUGAAAAAUACGAAUUCUAUAAAAAUAAUGUAGAUAAAAACUUCUAAAUCUCUUUAACUAACUUAGAAAACACUUAUAAAAGUUGCAAAGCUACGUCACCCAAAGAUGACCGUAUAGUCAAUUCUAUGGAUAUAAAUUAUUAGCUCGAAGUAGAGGCUGUUGAAAAGGCAAUUCGUUGUCUUUAUCUUGGAUUAGAGCCAAUUAACUAAAAAAUAAACAACCCAUAAUCCUCUGCAUUGUCUGAAGAUGAGUAUAAGCUACUCUUUGUUUUAGAUGAUUUAUUUAUGAUAUAUGCAUUCGAUUACUCCUUCAAUUAAAAAGAUAACUCAAAAUCUAGAAAUAUCGAAAAGCUCUAUUACAUCCGUAAAUUGGUCCCACCAAAAACUUUAUUUGUAAGAAUUGUUAAUGCCUUCAAGGUAGGAGAUUACAUUAUAGAUACAAUUAAUCCAUUAGGUAGUGGUAAUUAUGGAAGUGUUUAUAGAGGUAGUUUAUAUUCGGAUGAUAGAAAUAUCAUCAAUGGAUAAAUGAACACUAUAUAUGCUAUUAAGGAAACCCCUCUCUUAAGCAAUAAUGCUGCUGAUUUAAGUUCAAAAAAAAAGAUAGCAAUUAAAGAAAUAAACAAUUUAAAAUAGCUGAAUCACCCACACAUUAUUAAAUUUAUAGAUGCUAAAUAAACUGAUAAAAAUAUUUACUUGAUUAUGGAAUUUUGUAAUGGUGGAACUCUUGAAAAGCUGAUUAAAGAAAAGAAACCAAAUGAAAAGGAAUGCCUUUAUUAUUUUUCUCAAAUAGUAAGCGCAUUUAAGUAUCUUAUUUAAGAAGCCAAUAUGCUUCACAGAGAUGUAAAACCAGAAAAUAUCUUGAUUCACAAUGACAUGAUUAAGUUAGCUGAUUUUGGUUUCUCAAAGGAAGUUAUGAAUGACGAAUACUAAUUUAACACUAUUGCAGGUUCUCCUAUGUUUUCAGCACCUUAAAUUUUAAGAUCUCAAAAAUAUACAUCAAAAGCAGAAAUUUGGAGUUUAGGUGUAACUUUGUACUUCAUGCUUUGCUACGAAAAUGAGAAGGAUAAAUAAUGCUACCCUUGGUAAGCUAAUAGUUAAGUGAAGCUCCUAUAAGAAAUAGAAAAAAAGAAAGAAAUUUAAUUUCCAGAAAGCAAAAACCUUAGUUAAAAAGUUAAGGACCUCAUACGUAAAAUGCUUUAGGUAGACGAAGAAGAUAGAUUAAAUUGGGAAGAGCUUUUUGGUCAUGAAUUGUUUAAAUAUGAAAUUUAUAAUGAGCCUAAUAUCAAAGAGAGUAAAAAGUAUGAACCUAUUCUUGAAAUUGGAGCAAAUGAAGAAGACUGCCCAGAUAUGACUCAUAUCUUGAAUAAAAAUUAAUCCAAUAAAGUAGCUAUUGAGCGUAUAGAAAAAUUCAUAAUAUGGUAAACAAAUCUCGCUUUCUUCUUAUUUAAAACAGCAAAGCUCUUUAGAGAAAUAAAACAAUCAGUUUUGCCCCUAUUCUUUGAUGACUAAGAAAUAAUAAAUAAGCUGAUGUAUGUCCUGUGUCGUAAAAGUAGCUCUAUAUUUAAUCGUUUAAAGUUGAUGUUUGAGUAAGGUAUAAAAAAUUAGUACAAUCGUAUUUCAUAGCAAGAGUGGGAAAUAUUCAAAUAGAAUACUGAAAAAUAUGAAAUCUAAAAAAAGAAAGUAGAUAACAACUUCCAAACCUAUAAAACUAACUUAGAAAACUCUUACUAAAGUUGCAAAGCUACAUCACCCAAAGAUGACCGCAUAGUCAAUUCUUUGGAUAUACAUUAUUAGCUCGAAAUAGAGGUUAUCGAAAAGGCUAUUCGUCAUCUUUACCUUGGAUUAGAGCCAAUUAACUAAAAAAUAAGCAGCCCAUAAUCCUCUGUAUUGUCUGAAGAUGAGUAGAAGCUACUCUUUGUUUUAGAUGAUUUAUUUAUGAUAUAUGCAUUUGAAUACUCCUUCAAUUAAAAAGAUAACUCAAAAUCUAGAAAUAUCGAAAAGCUCUAUUACAUCCGUAAAUUGGUCCCAGCAAAAACUUUAUUUGUAAGAAUUGUUAAUGCCUUCAAGUACAACUUCUAGAAUUUAAAUACUCGCCAUUGA
This is a messenger RNA of Tetrahymena thermophila SB210, 3357 nucleotides long. RefSeq names its product Serine/Threonine kinase domain protein. The transcript is spliced from 4 exons. Gene Ontology annotation, biological process: peptidyl-serine phosphorylation; autophagosome organization; autophagy. The record is from RefSeq and is a predicted model, not a curated record. Gene Ontology annotation, molecular function: protein serine/threonine kinase activity; ATP binding. NCBI's taxonomy places the organism in Eukaryota, Ciliophora, Oligohymenophorea, Hymenostomatida, Tetrahymenidae. Gene Ontology annotation, cellular component: cytoplasm; autophagosome.